This is a messenger RNA of Solanum dulcamara, 4151 nucleotides long. RefSeq lists its product as uncharacterized. The coding region runs from base 115 to 3579 and encodes 1154 amino acids. The record is from RefSeq and is a predicted model, not a curated record. Gene Ontology annotation, biological process: snRNA 3'-end processing. The transcript is spliced from 7 exons. NCBI's taxonomy places the organism in Eukaryota, Viridiplantae, Streptophyta, Magnoliopsida, Solanales, Solanaceae. Gene Ontology annotation, cellular component: integrator complex.
UCCAAUAAUUAAAACAGGUUGAAUGGAAUAUGUAGCGCAAUUUCGCUCGGCUAAACCCACGCAGAAAACUAGCUGACUUGAAUUCAGUUGAGACAAAUUUUGAUAAAAAGCAAUAUGGAGAAAACUCCAUCUGCUUGUGCUAUGCAAUGGAACAUAGACCUUGAAAAAGGCCUCCGUUCUAAAAAGCCUGGUAAACCUACCGAAGCCAUACUAGAUAUUGGGCCAAGACUUGAGUGGUGGAGUAGAGAGUGUAAUCUUCAUGCUGCUGAAUACAAAAUGUUUGGCUUAAUUCCGGGGGAGGAUAAGCUAUUUGCAAAUGCUAUCCUUCUUAGGCUUGCAGAUGCAUUUAAGUCAGGAGACAAACAUAUGAAGAUUUGUAUAGUGAAAAUUUUCUUGUCAGAGCUCAAGCAGAGGAGGCAAUUGAGGAGCAAGGGAAGAAAAGAUGAGGGAAUCCUUUCAAAGGAUAAAGUAGAUAGCUAUAGAGAACUUUUGACUAGAAUAAAGAUAGUAUUCGACUCUGGAAACGUUGAAGAGAGAGCAUUGGCUUUAGUUCUAUUUGGUUGCUGGGCUCAGAUUGCAAAAGAUAGUGCUGAUGUUAGAUACCUCAUCCUUUCAAGCUUGUGGUCGAUGCAUAUUCUGGAGGCAAAGGCUUCUUUGUUUGCAGCUGAAUGUUUUUCUGAACUGGCAGACGAUUUUGCUUAUGUAUUUCUGGAGAUACUUGGAGGUCUGUUGAUGUCAUCUGGAACAUCAAGGGCUAUAAGGUCAGCAGGAGGACGUGCCUUUGCUAAAAUGUGGUGCUCAAUCUUACUAGCAGAUAUAGCUCAUAAGACUGGUGUAAAGCUUAUCCGAGAAUGUUCAGAAGAAGAAUUCUCUUUGGUGAUGCUAGUUUCACUUUCCAAAAUUGCUUCUAAGUGGACAUCUUUAAUUCCUAGACAGAUGGAAUUGCUUUCCUCAUUUAUGACUAAGGACAGAGGUUUGAGCUUGCAAGCUAUGGCAUUAAAAUGUCUUCGUUUCAUUUUAGCCAAAGGAAUGUAUCACUUCCCUGCCAAUUCAAAUUUGACUCUAAAGUUGUUUGGGGUCAUAAAUCAGUCUGAUUUGCCACCAGCUUUGCAUUUUGAUGCUCUAAGAGCAUUAUGCAAGAUACUUCCGCCCAACCUAGAUACAAUUCCAUGCACAGAGAUCCUCAAUAUUUUCUCCAAGUUCUUACAAAUUGUUGAGUUCAAACUACAAUCUCCAAUCAUCUCAGAGAGGCUUUUCGCAAUUCAUGUAUUAGCUAGUAUUUUUGACAAGCUUUUGAGGAUACUGAAAGAGGCAGCAGUUGGAAUUGGCUUAAUUGUUUCAUCUCGUAUGCUUACAUUCACCGUAGAUCGCAUCUCCCAACUAAUUAAGUUAGUGGUUGGUAAUCCUCAUCCAGACAAAGGAGUGGAGCAGGAGGUGAAGAGUUUACUUCUUAUUUUAGUUGAUUUGGUUGAAAGACAUCAAGAUGUCUCUGGUAUAGUGCUGGAUAAGAUCUGUAUAGUUAUCGAACAUCUGGUCAGCAUGCUUAAUGAAAUUACCAGUAUGACGAAUUCAGCCUCAGAAGAUCACCAUAUAACAGAGCUUGACAAAGAGAACCAUACGUCGACUGCAUCAAGAGUCUUGAUUUAUUUAUCCCAGAUUCUGAUAACUUGCUUUGAAAAGCUAGAUGUCUCCACUGCUGGUGCCACCCAAGUCUUUAACAGGAUGGAACAUCUGGUUGAGCAUGUGCACCAUUGCAGCUUACUUCCUGCUUACAUCCACCUAAUAUAUGACCUUUUAUUGCACUUCCAUGUUGCAUAUCAGUGUAUGUGGCUGGAGAUAGGGGAAGAUAUGGUUUCUAAUAGAAAUUCUCAUCCAUCUCGUUGUAGUUCCCCCUCACAUGAUGGUUCCCUGUUCCAGCAUGAAAUUCUCAUUAUUGAUCGUGUGAAGCAAAUUUUGGAUAAAAAAGAUUAUUGGUUGUCUUAUAAGCUGGCAAAAUAUGCGGCAUGUAAUGGUGCAUGGUUGGUUGCUGCUUACAUAUUUGGGGAGCUAAUACCCAUGGUUCAAUCUGAUAUCUGUUGUUUUUGGCUAAAAUCCUUAUCCCAUCUUUCAGAAUUAGAAAGGAAAGUUCAGUUGUUCGGGCUUACUCUUUCUGGAAAGGCAGCUGGGGAAACUAUGACAGCUGAUCACAUUGAAAAUGUUAUUGGGGCCUCCAACAUGCUCUGUUCUUUAGAGGAAGCUUUUGAUGCCUCUGUUUCUGGUCUUGCUUUUAGUUUUCAGAGAUGGUUUAUAACUUUAAGAUCAAAGGUUGUUGGAACUGUAGCAGAUGUACUUAAAUUAUUGAGCAUGAAUUUGUUUCCACAAGAAGCUACCAGGAGUACUGAACAAAAAGAGGCAUGGAUUUUGGUUCAGCGCUCGAAUUCUUCACAAGGACUCAGCUCAUUGUUGCAAUUGCUUGCCCGCGCUUCUUCCCAGUUCAUGAGGCUAGUAAAGGAAUUUGAUCUCUUAUCAACGUCUUUCAUUUUCAUGGACAGGAGAAGUAUGAAGAUAGUUUCUAAUCUUGGAUUAAGUUGUUCGCUCUUAGCCUUUAGUACCGGAUUAAUAUUACAUUUUGCCAGUUUCCAUGAUAAACAAACUAGCAGUACUUAUGGUCUUGAAACAUCAGACGAGCAAUUUCAUACUCUGCUAGUUCAUGACUUGUUAAGAAGACUUGGGUAUACAGACUUAGAGACUAGCAAAAAUCUGCGGCAUCUUUUGGAUUUCCGUCGAAGCUCUAGGAGCUGUUCCAUGCAAGAAUUCCAAAAUCAAGUCUUUAUCACUUGUGUUGAAGCGAGAGAUAUUGCUAAUCUUUGUAAAUAUUCCGUUCAGAGAUUUCUUAGUUUGCAAGCGAUUAUUGUACAUGAUAACAAUGGUAUAUCCCGAAUUCCUCGUGAUGCUUUGCAGUUGCUGUUCAACAUUAUUUUCUCGUGGAUACAGAUUCCUUUCCGGACUCCCAAACACUUCUUCCAAUUAAGGCCUCCUAUUUCUGCUGAGCUUUUCAUAACAAAUGAAGAUGGUAAAAGGAUAGACGAUAUAUCUGUCUUGUCAGGCUUCCAGCUCCCUCUAACUCUGGGCAUUCAGCUAAGAAAUAUAUCGCCAGACAAGCUGUCUCAGGUGUCGAAUUUGUACUGCAUCCUUCACUCACGGACAUCCUUUCAAGUACUUAGUGCAAAAGGGGAUAAGAAGGUACCAAAGUCCAGUUGUCAAGCUUGGAAAAGCGAUCACAUGGUUGGCCUUAAUGAAAAACUAUUGCACUUCACAACAGGGACUACUGAGAGGGAUGGAUUACAUGCUAUGGAAAAUACUCUGGGGACUUCAGCUGUGGAUAAAUUUGUGUGUUUUGAUCCUAAUGAGAAAGGGCAAGGAUUUGCAACUUGCUUGCUAGAUGUUUCUGCAUUCCCUGUGGGUUCUUACCAAAUCAAAUGGCACAGCUGUUGUAUAGACAAUAACGGUGCCUACUGGAGUCUUAUGCCCCUGAACACUGAUCAAUUCUUCACCGUACAGCAAUCUUUUAAUAGUCGUCCGUCUGUUAAAGUGCCAUAGACUGCAGUGAUUUAGUUAGAGGUAGGAUGAUAUUUCUACAUCAGUACAGUUUAUUUGAAGCUUCUUGGUGAACUGCCUAGAGUACCAAAUCCUUCAAUGGCUACACGGACAACCUCUGGGAUCACAAAGCUGGGAGAAACACUUUCAACGGAUAUUAGGGAAUUCUAAAAGAAAGUCUAGAGUUGCAGCCUAAUGUGUACAGAGUCUCUGGAAAGAAAGGAACUUCAAGAGUUUUUGAACACACGAAGAAACUGGGCUCUUGCCAAAGAAAUUUCUCAUGCUAUUGGAAUUAUAAGUAGACUCCAACAUCUUGCUUAUUGAUGUUCUUGUCAGGUAGUUCGACUUGACUGUUCGUCUUUGUGUUGAUAUUUGAUAGCUGCUUCUGUUAACUAAACUAUGGCUCUUGUAAAGUCACUUUGGUAAUCAAUGAAGUUCAUAGUCACCAAAAAAAAUGUGUAAUUUUGGUCAUUUUGCCUAUUAGUUCAUGGUACUCCCUCUGUUUCAUAAUAAUUGAAUUGUUGAGACAUUUUUCAUGUUUCAAAUUAACUUAAUUAUUCAAUCUUUAAGAAUAA